AUAAAUAUCACGACGAAGAGUAUGAGUGAUACACUUCUCGGUGGAUUCUGUCACUCACAACAACCAAGAUGUGUCGUAUUCUCAUGGUGAUAAGCGUAGCCUUGAUGGCGACAGCGUCCGUGGCUAUGGCUGGUGGAGGAUACGCAAGUCGCCGUGGUGGAGGUGGAGGUGGAGGAGGCCACAUCGGUGGUGGAGGAGGCCACAUCGGUGGUGGAGGAGGCCACAUCGGAGGAGGAUUCAGCGGCGGAAGUGGAGGAAUCGGAGGAGGAUUCAGCGGCGGAAGUGGAGGAAUCGGAGGCGGAGCUGGUGCCGUCGCUGGCGGAUUCGGGGCAAAUGGAGGCGCUGGAUUCAACGGCGGCCACGGAUUUGGUGGGAAUGGAGGCGCUGUGGUUAGCGGCGGAAGCGGAUUUGGAGUCAGUGGUGUGGGAGGAGGUGUCGGAGGUGGAGCUGGAGGAGGAUUUGGAGGAGUCAGUGGUGUGGGAGGUGUCGGAGGUGGAGCUGGAGGAUUUGGAGGUUUAAAUGGUGGUGCUGGUAGUUACAGUGGAGGUAAUGGCGGUUUAGGCGGUGGAAAUGUCGGUUUUGGUGGUGGAAAUGUCGGUUUUGGCGUUGGAAGUGGAGGUUUUGGCGGUGGAAAUGGUGGAUUAGUCACAGCGAAUGGAGGUUUUAGCGGUGGCAACGGCGGAUUUGGCGGUGGCAACGGUGGAAUUGUUGGAAGCAGUGGCAGUUUUGGCGGUGUUGGCGGAGGUAAUGGCCGCCGAAGCUAUGGAGGGAAGUAAAGCCACUCGCCUCAGUUACCAAAGCAUGACCUGUUGAAAGAAUAAAUUAAAGGUUUAUGAUA
Messenger RNA from Penaeus vannamei (Pacific white shrimp), 838 nucleotides. Lineage: Eukaryota; Metazoa; Arthropoda; Malacostraca; Decapoda; Penaeidae. The record is from RefSeq and is a predicted model, not a curated record.